AAUCCACUGACAGCAUUCAGUGGCGCGGGAGCCACCAAUAAAGAUGGCCGUUUCGUGGUACGCAGUGGCUUUCCUCGCCGCUUCCGCCCUUGGUGCUUCCAUCGCACCGAGCAAUUAUGUUUUGGAAAAAUCAGCAUGUGGAAGAGUAUGGGUGACAGUGUACUCCCCAGCGAUACGAUUAACAGGCGGAAAGAACUUGCUCGAUGCUAUCGAACUGAAUUGGGAUUUCAGUACCUGUUCCGAUACGCCUAUGCAGAUAGGUCUUUUCAAUGACAGGCCUAUGUCGUGGAAAAACGCUUUGGCCACGUUCCCUUUAAACUCAGCUGUCGGAUUCGUUAUCACGAACAUUUCUCUCGGUGAAGGAAGUCUACCCGCUGGCUGGGAAAGUAGCCCCGGAGUCAAAGGCCCCCACUGCCUCUGGCCGUGGGUUGGUGCAGGAAACAGUUUUAUACAAUCGUUCAACUGCCUGAAGAUUCAGCCAACAUGGAUGGAAGAUAACGCGGAUAAAAUCAACAAACUGCGUAUUGGCGAGCUUGCUAUACCCGGUACGCACAAUGCUGGCGCGUGGAAGUUCGACACAGAAAUCAGCACGGUCGAACGGGAUAGCUUCGUGCUGUGCCAGGACCGCUCCAUCUGGGCUCAACUGGUCCACGGCAUCAGAUAUUUUGACUUCCGCAUCGCAUAUUAUGACUUUUAUGAGAGAGAAGAAGACAGAUACUGGCUGAAUCACAACCUCAUUCGUGUCCGUCCGUUAUUACCAUUAUUAAAAGAAAUAAAAGCUUUUCUAGACAGUACUAAAGAGGUUAUAUUCCUUGACGCUCAUCACUUUCCUGUUGGAUUCUACCAUCAAAAUGGGGCGCCAAUUCAACAAGUGCAUCGGGGCUUGCUGAAUAUAGUUCAAAGAGAGUUGGGUCCACAUAUAGCGCCUGCGUCGCAGUUUGCCACGGGGCCCGGUACGAGAGGUCCAACACUGCAGGCCUUCGUGGACGCCGGUAGACGGCUCCUAUUCAGCUAUGUCGACAAUAGUAUCGUUGCUGGUAACAGAUGGUUAUGGCCGAUAUUGCCUCAUCUUUGGGCAAACACCAACCGCCCCUCAGAACUCUUCCAUUUCUUAGACAAUAUGAUCGAUAGAUCACCGCUGCCUUCUGCUCGAUCGCCACUAUUUUCUGCUAUGGCACAGACCACCCCUACCGUCUUAGACAUCCUACUAGUGAGAGGAUCAUUAAGAGAAAACGCAGAUGCUGUCAACAGAAAUGUCACAGCACGCCUUAAAACUCGUUGGCGGAAUAACGCCAACAUUGUUUCUACGGACUUUUUCCUGGGCAACGACGUCACCGACGUGUCCAUAGCACUGAGUGUCGAACGCUCCAGUCGGUUAUGACGAAGCGGAGUACGUCUUCGAACCGGAGGGAUUCUCGUCAAUAAGUGGCAUCGUCCCCGAUUGCAGGUUUAUGGACGUCGCUCCCCAGGACUUCCACUUACGGAGUACCACCGAAACCGUUCUAAAACGGCUCGUUGAUAUUAUAUAAAUUGACCAAUUGAUUUAUUACUGUCACUUCCAUCACUGAACGGAGUCUUCCGGUACAUUAAUGCUUUAACACUGCCUGACAUUCCACUCAUAUGAUUCCGGCAAACAAUGUAGUGAGAUAAAUUAUGUAAUAUUAAUUAUUAUUAUUGUUAAGAGUGAACUAGUCCAUCGUUACUUGAUAAGAAACGAUUUGUUUUACGAAACCAAAAUUAAACAUAUCAUUGUAUUAUUA
Messenger RNA from Maniola jurtina (meadow brown), 1760 nucleotides. RefSeq names its product PI-PLC X domain-containing protein 3. Gene Ontology annotation, biological process: lipid metabolic process. Lineage: Eukaryota; Metazoa; Arthropoda; Insecta; Lepidoptera; Nymphalidae. The transcript is spliced from 7 exons. Bases 44 to 1381 code for a protein of 445 amino acids. The record is from RefSeq and is a predicted model, not a curated record. Gene Ontology annotation, molecular function: phosphoric diester hydrolase activity.